AAAAAAUAUAUAUAAAAAGCCCUUUAUUAUGAAUCUGUAUCACAAAAGCUCCCCACUAUGAACCCGUAUCAACACUGUUCCACGGGCUCUACGCCACAUGACGGCCCACAAAUGGUUCGGCUACUAACUUUUUUUUUUAAAGUCAAACGAAAAAAAUUAAAAUAAUCAAAAGUGCAUAUUGGGAAUCGAGACUGGUGGAAUUUGCUGAUGGGAGUGCUCUAAGAAAGAAAAAGGUUGAAAUAGUCAUUAGAUAAAUUUACCAUUUUCUAUCGAAAUAAAAAGUAAUUAGAUAAAGAGAAAUGAGAAAUUCCUUAAAAUAACCAUUUUCACUUUAUGAGGUGAUGUUUUGGUGAUAUGGUUUCAAAUUUUAAAAAAUAAAAAAUAAAUAUUAAAAAUAUUAAAAUAAAAUAUGUUAUUUUGGUCAUUUUUUUUCUUAAGUGAUAUUUUUGUGAUAAAAACUUUAAAAAAAGUUAUUUAGGACAAUUGCCCUAAAGAGAUUGAUAUAAUACAUAUUAGACUUACGGACCAAAAAGUCAAGCGAAUACAUUUAGAACAUCUUUAUCGCUCACUUUUGAGCGUCUCUUAGAGAGUAGGGCCCACAGUUCAGAAGAAAACGGUAUGUUAUGUGUGCAAAAUAAGAAACGUGUGUUGUGUAUUUUUUGCACUGUUCGCGGACCUCAGCGACACGUGGCGGCCCGUGAUUGGUGUACUUUUUAAAUUUUUUUUUAAAUCAAAAAAAAUAAAAAAUAAAUAAGAAACCCUUAAUGGGGUUUAGGGAUAAAGAUGCUAUUAUGUAUGAAAACAAAAUUCUAAACGUGUUUAGGAUCAAUACUAUUAAAAGGGAAGGAGUCUUAAGAAAUCUACAUAUAAAAGUUGUUUGAACCAUUUCAUUUAACUUAUUAUUUUUUUGGUCUUACCUUAAACUUAGACUAACAAUAUGUUACCAUAUAUUUCUCAAACAAUAAUUUAUUCAAUUCUUUUAUUUAUUCAAAUAUCACUCCUAAAUUUUAAUCAUUACUAUUACUAUAUUUACCAUUUUGGCUUUUAAUCAUAAAAGAAUUAAAACUAAUGUUUUAUAUUAUCACUUUUAUCAUAUAAUAUAUAAUUUAAACCAAGAGAAAUUACACCACAUAUAUGUGUACAUUCUAGCUUCCUCUUUCCUUUAUAAUAACGUAAUCAUAUCAUAUAUAAACUUUCCUAUUAAAAUCUCAUAUUAUAUACUAAACUUUCAACCGUCUAUAGUUUGAUAGAUAUUUUCAUAUUUAAAAAUGAGUUUUCUAAAAAUAUUUCAUCAAUCAUGUUUUUGUACAAUAACAUUAAAAAUCUAUAUCAAAAGAUUGUUGGACCCGAUAUAGACGUAAUGGGUCCACACCUGUUCGGAUAUUUAGGAUCCUAAGAAAAUUUGAAAUAUCUAAAAAAUCUGAAAAAUAUCUGAAACACGAAAAUUACUUGAAACUCCAAACAAAUACCAAAAAAAAUUCAAAUACCUAAAAGUUCAUAAUCUAAUUCAAAAUGUGUCACUGAACUGAAAAUACCAAUUUUUUUUUAAUUUGAAAAUUUACCUGAAAUCAAAAACUAUAAUCGUAAACCAAAAACCUAAAAAAAAUAUCCAUAAUGCUGGAAACAUAUUCAAAAUAUCCAAAUAUACCUAAUAAACAUAACAUAUUUAUGAUCGGGUCUAGGGUAGGAUCCGGACUCAAAGGGUCCAAUAAAAAACCCCAAUAGGUUAUAUUUUCUGGACCUGAACGAAACCUAUAUUUCUAGGUCGGCUCGGUUUGUUUUUUUAUCUGGAUAUAAUUCUCAUGGCUAAAAGAAAUUUACGUAAAUGUGUACAUAUAAAAUAUCAAAUAAACUAAUUCAUAGAUUAUAUAACUGUUAAAAAUUAUAUUUUCGAUAUUAUAAGACUUUGUAUUAUAAUAUAAUCCAAAAAAUCUGCGCUUUCCAAGCGCGGAUCAAAAUCUAGUUUCUAUUUAAUAUAGUAAUUAGAUAAAGAGAGAUGGGAAAUUCUUUAAAAUCAGCAUUUUUAUUUUAUGGGAUGGUGUUUUGGUGAUAUGGUUUCAAAUUUUAAAAAAUAAAAAAUAAAUAUCAAAAAUAUUAAAAUAAAAUAUGAUAUUUUGGUCAUUUUCUUUCUUGAGUGAUAUUUUUGUGAUAAUUUUUUUUUUAAAAAGUUACUUAAGACAAUUGCCCUAAAGAGAUUGAUAUAAUACAUAUCCGACUUACGGACCAAAAAGUCAAGCGAAUACAUUUAGAGCAUCUUUAUCGCUCACUUUUGAGCGUUUCUUAGAGGGGAGGGCCCACAGUUCAGAAGAAAACGGUAUGUUAUGUAUGCAAAAUAAGAGACGUGUGUUGUGUAUUUUUUGCACUGUUCGUGGAUCUCACCGACAUGUGGCGGUCCGCAAUUGAUGUGCUUUUUUUUUAAAUCAGAAAAAAAUAAAAAAUAAAUAAGAAACCCUUAAUGGGGUUUAGGGAUAAAGAUGCUAUUAUGUAUGAAAACAAAAUUCUAAACGUGUUAUAUUUAAUAUAGGAAAACAAAAUUCUAAACGUGUUUAGGAUUUCUAUUUAAUAUAGGAGAUAUUAACAGGCUAUAUAUACAUGUAUAUGCCAUAAACACAUGAUUUCAUCCGUAUUCAAUUGAGAAAAACAUAAGGGGUUAUUCAAAAGAAUAACAUCUAGUUAAUUGCAUACUCUAAUAUAUUAAUAUGGAACUACCAAAGGAGUCAAUCCUGUCUGCUCCGCCGCAACCAUCUCGGACGUCGUUUUCAUCACUACCAGAGGACAUCGUUUUGAGUAUAUUGGCUCGCAUAUCGACAUCGCAUUACCCUAAACUCUCUUCUGUCAGCAAGAGCUUCCACGCGCUCAUACCCUCGAAGGACCUCAAGCAUGCGCGAUCCCGCCAUGAAACAAGAGAAAAUCGUGUUUUUGUCUGCCUACAAUCGCACAUCCAUCCGUGUAACCACAGAUGGUUCAGUCUGUGGAUAAAACCUGAUGAUCAUCAAACCCUAACGCAUCCGUGUAACGAUAGAUGGGUCGGUUUCUGGACAGACCCUGACCAGCAUCAAACCCUAGCAUGUUGCGUGAGCGAAGACAAAACUACCAGAAAUUUGCUGGUACCAGUUCCGUCUUCUUAUUCUACCUACUUACCAAAGCUCUAUGAAAUGGCUGGUUCAGAUAUAUAUGCAAUAGGUGGCGGACUAAAUCCAUCGUCCUCUACCACAGUGCGGGUCUGUAAGGAGAUAGGUAAAUGGCGUGAAGCCCCUAGCAUGAUGGUUGCUCGUAAGAAUGCCUUUACAUGCUCCGUCAAUGGGAAAAUAUAUGUAAUUGGAGGAUGUGAAUCAGGUGAAUCUGAGUGUUGGGCUGAGGUUUUCGACCCAAAAACUCAAACAUGGGAACCUUUACCGGAUCCUGGCACUAGGCUCCGGUUCUCUUCCAUUAAAAAUCUCGACCCCCACUCAGAUAGAAUUUACUUGAGGACCAAUGAAAAGAACUUUGCUUACCUUAUAGAAGAAAAUAGGUGGGAAGUUGUUGAUGAAAACAUUGGGGAGAGUGAAUGUAAGGUAGAGAAUACUUGGUACAGUUAUGCUGAUGAUGGCUUACACUGGUGGCAUGACACAGAGUAUUGUCAAGAAUGGAGAUUGGUCAAAGGUUUGACGGAGCUUGAUGUGCAUUUUAGAAGAGGAUAUGGAAUGGAAAUAGUUAGUUAUGGUAGAAAACUCGUUAUCUUUUGGGUUGGUUUGACAGAAAUGUUAGAUGAUUUUCCUCUUAGCCUACCACCAUCUGAAGUUUUCUUUUCUGAAAUUUGGUGUGCUGUGGUUUUGCUUGAAAGACGUCAUGAUGAUGAAAUUUGGGGUCAGAUUGAAUGGGUUGAUCUUGUGCUUAGAGUCCCUUGGUCACAAACACUUUUGCGCUGUGUGGAGCUAAUUCAAUGAUCGACAAUAUGCUUUUGCUUAGGGGCUCUUAUUAAUUAAAGAUAUGCUGUUUUUUUUUGGUUUUUGUACUCUUUUUAACUUAGAUUUUUUUUACAACAGUUCAUGUACUGUUUUUUUUUUUCUUUUCUUUUUUUUUGUGGUCAGAUCUUUUACAACAGUUCAGGUAUAUACAUAUAUUGAACUUAAAAUAUACCAAUGGAAUGUAUAAAUGAUAUUCGGACAAGUCAUAAAUACAUGAACCAUAUCAAAUAGUUUCUCAGAAAAAGAAAAAAAAGACAGAACCAUAUGAAAUAAAUUUGGUACCAGCAGGAAAAUUCGGAUACCGGCAAG
Molecule: messenger RNA, 4256 nt
Organism: Brassica napus (rape)
Lineage: Eukaryota; Viridiplantae; Streptophyta; Magnoliopsida; Brassicales; Brassicaceae
Product: F-box/kelch-repeat protein At4g19330-like
Exons: 1
Coding region: 2700-3926 (408 amino acids)
Molecular function (GO): protein binding
Source: RefSeq, a predicted model, not a curated record